AUGCCACGGAAGGAGCACGCGCUGGUCCCCGAGGCAAACGUUGGCCAACGAGUCCCCUGCGCGGAGAGGAAAACCCCCGCGGGUUUUGGCAGGAAACUCUUCGAGCGUGGCAGCAACCCUGCUGGGAUCCAGCAGCGGGAACUGGGACAGACCAGUCAGCCGGGCCCACCAGCAAAUCUCGACUGGUCCCCGGGGGCCGGCGUUUCCCUCCCUGCCUGUGGGCUCUGGCCGGUCACGGGGGGAACCGAGUUCACCCCAAACCACAAUUGCCGCCUGUGCUGGCGGCUCCGGGCCCCGGCGGAUGCGCUGGAAAUAGCCCUGGCAGGGCCGCCGGGCCCCUCCUCGGCGGCGGUCGCGGCACCCUAUAAAGCCGCUCGGGGACCGGGGGCUGCACCAAGCACGGCGCCGGCGCGGAGAGGCACCAUGAAGCCCCUCAUCCUGGUGACCCUCCUGGCCCUCCUCGCCCUUGGCCUCUGCCGCAGAGCUGCUGACCGCUCCGUCAGCGCGGAUGACUCGCCCAGCUCCGAAGCCUUCGUCUCCAAACGCGCCAGCGCCGAGGUGGUGCGGAGACACAAGAGGAAUUACAUCUAUGACAGCAGCGUCUACGGUGUCGUGUGGGACCCGCUGGAGGCCAAACGCGAGGUGUGCGAGCUCAACCCCGACUGCGAUGAGCUGGCCGACCACAUCGGCUUCCAGGAGGCGUACCGGCGUUUCUAUGGCCCCGUCUAG
Messenger RNA from Gymnogyps californianus (California condor), 729 nucleotides. It is a transcript of the gene BGLAP, whose product is annotated as bone gamma-carboxyglutamate protein. Gene Ontology annotation, cellular component: extracellular region. NCBI's taxonomy places the organism in Eukaryota, Metazoa, Chordata, Aves, Accipitriformes, Cathartidae. Bases 1 to 729 code for a protein of 242 amino acids. Gene Ontology annotation, molecular function: calcium ion binding; hydroxyapatite binding; structural constituent of bone. Gene Ontology annotation, biological process: response to vitamin K; regulation of cellular response to insulin stimulus; regulation of bone mineralization. The transcript has 5 exons. The record is from RefSeq and is a predicted model, not a curated record.